Molecule: messenger RNA, 2298 nt
Organism: Closterium sp. NIES-65
Lineage: Eukaryota; Viridiplantae; Streptophyta; Zygnematophyceae; Desmidiales; Closteriaceae
Source: the annotation of a GenBank genome assembly
AUGCCAAACCGUACCAGCGCGCCGUCUCGUCCCGCCCCGCCGCCGGCAAUGAGGGCGGGCGACCGCGUGAGCAUCGUGGCGCCCGCCGGGGCCGUGGACGCGCGACUGCUGCGACAAGGCUGCGACGUGCUGGCGUCGUGCACAGGGCCUCCCCUUUCCAUCGUUCUGCCCCUCCCCUCCCCCUCGUUCUGCCCCUCCCCUCCCCCUCGUUCUGCCCCUCCCCUCCCCCUCGUUCUGCCCCUCCCCUCCCCCUCGUUCUGCCCUCCCCUCCCCCUCGUUCUGCCCUCCCCUCCCCCUCGUUCUGCCCCUCCCCUCCCCCUCGUUCUGCCCUCCCCUCCCCCUCGUUCUGCCCUCCCCGCUCUUCUUGAGCUCGGCAGGGGGCUCGUGCCGGUCGUGCAUCCGCAAGUCGCACUGCGCCAAGCCUACCUCGCAGGCUCGGACCAAGCCAGAGCCGCAGGUCUGGUGGAGGCGUUUCUGGACCCCUCCACGCGCGCAGUGGUGUGCGCCCGGGGCGGGUAUGGCUGUGCGCGCCUGCUGCCCCUGCUGGAGCGCGCGCUUAGGGGGGAGGGGCAGGGGGAGGGGGGAGGGGAGGCGGAGGGGAAGGGGGAACGAGAAUGGGAGUGCGGAGGCUGGGAGUGCGGGGAGAGGGAGGCGGAAUUGGAGAGAGGCGCGGAGGCAGUGUUGGGGGAAGGAGGAGCAGCGAUUGAGGGCAGGACGGAUGAGGACAGGGGGCAUCACGCCAAGGGAAAUGAGCGGGUGGAGUGUGGGGGCACUGGGGGUGAGGGCAAGGGGGAUCAAGGAAAGGCGAAUGAGGGCGAGGGUGAGGCAGGCGGAUGGGCGCAGAGGGUUGAUGGGUGGGCGGAGUGUGUGGCGGAGGAGGGGGGUAGUAGGGGGACGGUGAUGGGGGGAGGAGAGGAUGGAGGGGAGGGGCGUGCAGAGGUACGGGAGGGCGUGGGGACAGCGAGUGAAAGGGCAGCAGGAGGCGAUGGUGGGUGCAGAGGUGCAGAUAGAUCAACUGGUUGCAGUGCUGAUGUGGCACGAUGCUCUACUGCUGACGUGGCGCAAGGCAGCAGCAGGCGCUCGUGUCUUGCUACACAGAUCCGCCGCAAGCGAUUCUUCGGCUUCAGUGAUGUCACGGCGCUGCACAGUUUCUUCCAGGCGGAGCUAGCAGAGCCAAUCAUCUCCUUCCACGCGCCCAUGCCAGCCACAUCAUUCUUCACCGACCAAUCAGCAACCGCCAGCAGAGCAGCCCUCCGUGCCGCCCUCUUCGAACCCUCGCUCACUCUCGCCUGCCCCCCGCUUCAGGGCCGCUGCCUCCAGAGGGGCUGGCUGGCCAAUCCCUCCUCUUGCUGCCGCCCAAACCGAGUGCAAGGGCGGCUGCUGGGCGGCAAUCUGUCUGUUCUGGCGUCGCUGGUGGGGUCCAAAUGGGUAGCGGGGCGGCGAGACACGUGCCGUUGCUGCUGCAGCAGCGGUGGUGGGGGUGCGGAGGACAGUGAUGGCGCGGGGGGCAGUGAUGGUUUGAUUCUGAUGCUGGAAGAUGUGGGGGAGGAAGAGUACCGGGUGGAUCGCAUGCUGCACCAGCUGCUGCCCUCUCUGCUGCCCUCGCUGCUCCCCCCCGCCCCUCCUCCCUGCCAUGCUAGGGGAUGCGCCCACUCACAUGCUGCUGCCGCCCAUUCUGCUGCCGCCCAUUCUGCUGCCGCUGAUGCUGCUGCCCAUACUGCCACCCAUGCGCCAUGGAAGGACCUGGGCUCCUACCAUCAUGCCCAUGCGCCAUGGAAGGACCUGGGCUCCUACCAUCAUGCCCAUGCGCCAUGGAAGGACCUGGGCUCCUACCAUCAUGCCCAUGCGUGUUGCCCCGGCAGGGGGCACGGCACACAGGGCCAUGUGACGGCCCUGUCAGGGCUGGUUCUGGGAACCUUCUCCAAUUUCCAGGGCAUGAGUGACGAGGCACGAGCUGCUCUUGACGCGCCCCACAGUACUGCCUGCACCCUUCCCUCUGCACCACUGCCCUGCUUGGACAGUCAUUCAUUCCAAAUGUUCCUUCUGUCAUCCACAGCCGUUCAUCUUACCUCUCACUCCCCAUUCCAUCCACCGCACACAGAGAGUGUUCGACCAAUCGUGGAGGAGCAGUACGGAGGCGACUGGGACAAGUGGUUCUGGCUGGGACAGGUGUCGCUCCCUCAUUGGCUGCCGGUGCUGGCGGGGCUUCCCAUUGGCCACACGAGUGACAACAGAGUGGCUCCUAUUGGUGCUCUCGUGGAGCUUGAUGUUGAAACCGCAACGCUCACUGCACUGUGA